Molecule: messenger RNA, 1320 nt
Organism: Trichomycterus rosablanca
Lineage: Eukaryota; Metazoa; Chordata; Actinopteri; Siluriformes; Trichomycteridae
Gene: opn7a
Product: opsin 7, group member a
Exons: 7
Coding region: 1-1320 (439 amino acids)
Biological process (GO): cellular response to light stimulus; visual perception; G protein-coupled receptor signaling pathway
Cellular component (GO): plasma membrane
Molecular function (GO): G protein-coupled photoreceptor activity
Source: RefSeq, a predicted model, not a curated record
AUGCAAAGACCUGUACACAACAGCACCUUCCAAUCAAACAUUCCAUUGGCUGCUGACAUCUCGUUUGGCGUGAUCUAUUCUAUAUUUGGCAUGUGCUCACUCUGUGGGAACAGCAUGCUGCUCUAUGUGUCUUAUCAGCGAAAGCAUCAGUUGAAGCCGGCUGAGUUCUUUAUCAUUAACCUGGCUGUCAGUGAUCUGGGCAUGACCAUCAGUCUCUACCCAUUAGCUGUCACAUCAAGCUUCCAGCACAGGUGGCUGUAUGGGAAGACAGUGUGUAUAGUGUAUGCCUUCUGUGGUGUUCUAUUUGGUAUUUGCUCUCUCACCACUCUUACGAUACUCAGUACUGUCUGCUGUCUUAAAGUGUGUUAUCCUAUCUAUGGUAACAGGAUUGGCUUUGAACAUGGCCGUGUGUUAAUAGCCUGUGCAUGGGGGUAUGCACUGCUGUUCGCCUGUUCUCCGCUGGCUCACUGGGGUCAGUACGGUCCAGAGCCCUACGGCACCGCCUGCUGUAUCGACUGGGUCUGGUCUAACAAGGAUCCGGUCGCCCGCUCCUACACCAUAACACUCUUCAUCUGCUGCUACCUGCUGCCCUGCACCAUCAUUGUGCUUUCUUACACGCAUAUCCUGCUCACUGUGAGAGGGUCACGCAGAGCUGUGAAGCAGCACAUCUCAGGGCGAGUGACCAACGUCCAGACCAUCAUAGUGAAGCUCAGUGUGGCCGUAUGUAUAGGAUUCAUUGCAGCAUGGAGUCCAUACGCUUUUGUCUCUAUAUGGGCAGCAUUUGGCGAUCCAGAGAAAAUCCCUCCACUGGCGUUUGCUCUUUCUGCCAUGUUGUCCAAAUCCUCCACUAUCUACAACCCCCUCAUUUAUCUUUUGCUCAAGCCCAACUUUCGGCAGCUCCUCUGUAAGGACAUGCACUCCCUGUGGCAGGUCUGCAGGCACUCUGGGUGUGAGCCACGUUCAGCCCCGGUCAUGGGGCUGCACUCGCUAAGGCCACAGAGCCAGUGCAUGGCAAGGUGGACGGACUGGUCCAAAAGAGUAGGUAGGUGGUGUAAUGACCCGUUUGAGCAGUUCAAACUCUACCCGCGCAGCUGCCCCGUCACAAUCAGCACAGUGCAGUUCUCACUGCAUGAAAUCACCGAGCCGGAGCUGGAUCCCGAGAUAGAAUCAAAAGUGAAGCUAGAAAAGGAUCAAGGGCUCAGUUUAACCACAGCUAGCCAGUUGAAAAGAACAGUAAUUAUUUUGUUUUUGGGGAAGUUUCAAAUUUCAGAACUACAAAGUGUACACCUCAGUAAUCUGAUUAAACCCGACUUUGCAUAA